GACUGCUGCUGGAAGCGGCACUGCAGUGACUGUAUCUGCCUCUUUGCAGGCGAGCGCGCACAUACGGGGCAAUAUUUGCCUCCCUCGAAGAAAAUACAGAUUGUUGCCGUUUUCUUGCUUUGAAUGCGAGGUGGGAGCAUGGGGGAAAGCGGACUUUAAAGGGGAUUGAAACCGCUUGGCGGUCAGUAGCGCCCUGUCCCCUCUGGCCUAAAGGGGGAACGGAAAUGUGAGGAUUUUAUGAGGGCGGGGAGCCGGGGUGCGGAGGAAAUACUGCCCGGGAGUUGCCGGAGGGAACGCAGGACCGAUCCGCGGUUGCCUCUCGUUUGGCUCCGUCCUUUUCGGCUUCCCCUUUCGCUUCACUCCGGUAUCUCUGCUAGACGUCCUGCCUUAAACUAUCGCGAAAGGGAGGGAAGAGCGGAAGCAUGUCCAACCCGGAGAAGCGGAUCUUAUCCCGCCCCUCGGCCCCCCUGGCUGCAGCACCCGGGGAAAAGCCCGGCUCCGGCAGCCGCCCGCUCCACUCCCAUGGCCAGAGCGGUGGAGGUGGAGGCAGCGGCGGGUCUCCUCCUCCUCCCCCCGCUCCUGGAGGCGACUCGCCUGCCUGCAGCUCCCUCUCUCUCCUCCUAACAACCACCAGCAGCAGCAGGAGCCGCGCUACAGGCACAGCCUCCUCCGCCGUCUCCGCCAGCAUCGUCUCUAGAGCGGCAGCGGCUCCUUUCCUCGUUCCAAUCCCCUCCUUCUCCUCCGCUUCUCCAUCUUCUUUUUAUUUCUUGCCGCCGCCUCCUCGUUUCCCCUCCUCAUUUUCCUUUAACCUCACAAGUCUCCAAGGGAGGGAAGGAGGAGGAGAGGCAGCGAGAGCGGCAGGAGGAGGAGGUGGAGGAGGAGGAGGAAGAGAUGUUGGCGGAGCAGCAGCAGCAGCAGCUCACUUGAUCGCCCAUCCAGGCGGCAGCGGCAGGAGGAGGCUCUUCUGUUCUUCCUCCAUCCAGGGCUUGCUGCUCCGUUCCGCAGCCAGCGGCCCCCGGCAGCACCACUCCCGGCUCCUCCUCUCCCCAGCCGCCUCUCGCCCGUGGUCCUGCAAUUCCCUCGGUGCUGCAGCAGCAGCAGCAGCCCGCGGCGACGGGAUCCGAGGAGGCGACGGCCCCGGCGGGAGCAGGACUCCUAGGCGGCAGCAGCGGCAGAGAGGCGCCUUCUUCUCCUUCUCGUCUCCCCUGCUCCCAGGGCCAGACAUGGAAGAUGGAUCUAAUUCUGCAAGCUGCUUUAGGAGAUUUACGGACUGUUUCUUGAAUACAAGCUUAACAGAUGAAAAAGUGAAGGCAUAUCUUUCUCUUCACCCCCAGGUACUGGAUGAGUUUGUGUCAGAAAGUGUAAGUGCAGAAACUGUGGAAAAAUGGCUAAAAAGGAAAAAUAACAGACAAGAAGAUGAAACGGCUCCUAAAGAAGUCAGCAGGUACCAGGAUACGAAUAUGCAAGGUGUAGUGUACGAAUUAAACAGCUACAUAGAGCAGCGCCUGGAUACAGGAGGAGAUAACCAACUGCUUCUGUAUGAGCUGAGCAGCAUCAUUAAAAUAGCUACAAAAGCUGAUGGGUUUGCACUGUAUUUCCUGGGAGAAUGCAAUAAUAGUCUGUGUGUAUUUACACCACCAGGAGCUAAAGAAGGACACCCACGACUCAUUCCUGCAGGGCCCAUUGCACAUGGCACUACAGUAUCAGCUUAUGUAGCCAGAUCCAGGAAAACGUUGUUAGUAGAAGAUAUUCUGGGGGAUGAGCGAUUUCCCAAAGGUACUGGACUGGAGUCGGGGACCCGUAUCCAGUCUGUUCUGUGUUUGCCAAUUGUCACAGCGAUUGGUGACCUGAUUGGUAUCCUGGAGCUUUACCGUCACUGGGGCAAAGAAGCCUUCCACCACAGUCACCAAGAGGUUGCAACAGCAAAUCUUGCAUGGGCUUCAGUAGCAAUACAUCAAGUACAAGUGUGCCGGGGCCUUGCCAAGCAGACUGAACUGAAUGACUUCUUGCUUGAUGUAUCGAAAACAUAUUUUGAUAAUAUAGUUGCAAUAGAUUCUCUACUUGAACAUAUAAUGAUAUAUGCAAAAAACCUGGUGAAUGCAGAUAGGUGUGCACUCUUCCAGGUUGACCACAAAAAUAAGGAGCUGUAUUCAGACCUUUUUGAUAUCGGAGAAGAAAAUGAUGGAAAACCUGUCUUCAAGAAGACCAAAGAAAUAAGAUUUUCUAUAGAAAAAGGAAUAGCUGGUCAAGUGGCAAGAACAGGAGAAGUCCUUAACAUCCCUGAUGCCUAUGCAGACCCACGCUUUAACAGAGAAGUAGACCUCUACACAGGCUACACAACCAGAAACAUCCUGUGCAUGCCUAUUGUGAGCCGAGGAAGUGUAAUAGGUGUUGUGCAGAUGGUGAACAAAAUAAGUGGAAGUGCCUUCUCUAAAACUGAUGAGAACAACUUUAAAAUGUUUGCAGUCUUUUGUGCUUUAGCCUUACACUGUGCUAAUAUGUACCACAGAAUUCGUCAUUCAGAGUGUAUUUACCGUGUAACGAUGGAGAAGCUAUCCUACCACAGUGUUUGUACAGCGGAAGAGUGGCAAAACCUCAUGCACUGUACACUGCCUCCACAUAUUUAUAAAGAAAUUGAACUAUAUCAUUUUGAUAUCAGUCCGUAUGAAGAUGUUUGGCCUGCCAUUUUUGUCUACAUGGUUCACCAGUCCUGUGGGACAGCCUGCUUUGAACUUGAAAAGCUGUGCCGAUUUACUAUGUCUGUAAAGAAGAAUUAUCGCCGCGUGCCCUACCACAACUGGAAGCAUGCAGUUACCGUCGCACAUUGCAUGUAUGCCAUACUGCAGAACAACCAGGGGCUUUUCACUGAUCUAGAGCGAAAGGGUCUUUUAGUUGCAUGCCUGUGUCAUGACCUGGAUCACAGAGGUUACAGCAACAGCUAUCUCCAGAAAUUUGAUCACCCCUUAGCUGCUCUCUAUUCCACAUCAACGAUGGAACAGCACCACUUCUCACAGACUGUGUCCAUCCUGCAGCUGGAAGGGCACAAUGUCUUCUCCAAUCUGAGCUCCAGUGAAUAUGAGCAAGUCCUUGAGAUCAUCCGGAAAGCCAUCAUCGCCACAGACCUUGCCCUGUAUUUUGGAAACAGAAAACAACUUGAAGAGCUGCAUCAGACAGGAGCAUUAAAUCUUAAGAACCAAACACACAGAGACAGAGUGAUUGGCCUGAUGAUGACAGCUUGUGAUCUGUGUUCUGUAACAAAGUUGUGGCCAGUUACCAGACUGACGGCCAACGAUAUAUAUGCAGAGUUCUGGGCUGAGGGUGAUGAAAUGAAGAAAACAGGUAUUCAACCUAUUCCUAUGAUGGACAGAGAUAAGAAAGAUGAAGUCCCUCAGGGUCAGAUUGGAUUCUACAAUGCUGUAGCCAUCCCAUGUUAUACCACCCUUGCACAGAUCUUUCCUCCAACUGGGCCACUACUCCGAGCAUGCAGGGACAAUCUCAAUCAAUGGGAGAAGGUAACGAGAGGUGAGGAAGCCUCUAUAUGGAUUUCUUCUCAAUCCCUUGCUCCUGGGACCUCAGAUUCUCUUCCUGUGAAGAUUGAUGACUGAACAGCAGCAACAGAUUGCUUUAGCCUGAAAAGCACCCCUUCUUGUUUUGGGGAUUGUUUUUUGUUUUGUUUCAUUUUUAUUUGAAAAAUAAUAAAUAAAAAAAAAAAAAAGAAGAAGGAAAGCUACAAAAUGCUAAGAAGUAGACCUGCCUAGGAAGGUAACACCCAGGGAGUUACCUCAGCUGAGUGACUCUGGCAGCCAAUCUCCUGACCUACACCAGUGACACAACGUAAACAGAGGGAAAAUGACAACUCAGAUGUUUUGGAGUCAGCUAUCAAAAGAGAACUUACAACUUGUGAAUAUAAAAGACUGGCCUUAUCUCAUGGGCUACAUUGCUGAGGCCUUAAUUUAAAACUGAUGGGGUGGGGGGGAGAAUCUUAUGGGGUACUUCUAAAUUGUAUCUUUCUAGUAAGGGUUUCAAUGGUACUUUUAUUAUACCGUACUGUGGCUGGCUUUAACACCAGUGUCACUUGGGAGUUCUUGGCUAUAAAUAGAACAAUAUACCCAUUGCUAUUGUGAAUGUUUAUGUGUGAUCUACUUGUAAUCAGUUUGAACUCCAGCAGAGUCCUUGGAGACUAUAAUUUAUGCUUAGGUUACAGUGAAUUCUCUUGCUGCAAACUAAAGGAAAACCAACAUUCAGGUUAAAGUUUUAAAGUACUUCAUUAAGCAUCAUGAUGCCAGUUGUCUGUCACUCGCAAGGGAAAUGCUGAUAGAACUAGUGUUGGUGCUUUGUUCUUUAGGAUGUUUUUUAUACCUAGACAACCCCUCCCUUAAAACACUGGAAGUACUGGUUAAUUAUCUCCAAAGUGAGAGGGAGUUUCAGGUGGAGUUUUUGUAUCCAUAGUGACAGAAAUAUUGGAUUAAAAUUUAAAUGUGACAGCAAAGAUUUCCUUGCCUAGCUCACAAUUAAGUAAAGUCAUCAUUUUAAUUUCUACCUACUGAGCUGUAUUUUAAAAGGUAUCAGAGGCAUACCUGAAAUAUGCUAUCUGCUGGGAACAAAAGCCUUGUCGGAAAAGUCAGGUCUGAUAAGAGGGAUUGUGGUACCAUCACAAUAAAUCAAAAAUGUAUUUGUAUUGACUAGCUUUUGUGUUGCACAGUAACACUGCAUGUCUUCUACUGCUUUUUUCCCCCCAUCCCAAGAUGAGUGAAAUUAGAAAACUUCUCCAUUUGUCUGGUUUUUUCCCCCUAGUUAGUGAAAUUUCCAGGUUUAGAAAAGUCUUUCUUAGUGAAAGAAUAGCUGACUGAAGAAAAGUACACUGAACAGUGUGUUUACAGUUCUGUGCUGACUUAGGCCUCAGCCUUACAAACUUAUGCACAGACUUACAUGUAAUGCCACUCUUAAAUUUAGUGCAGUUGUACAGAAUGUUUCACAGCACUUAAUUUGCCUUUGUCUUGCUCUUAAAAAUAAUGAGAAGAAAUCUUCAUAGUGAUCCACACAGUAGGUGAAAACACAGUCUUUGCAUACCUUUCACAUACAGCCUAUAUUGCAUUAUGUGCUUUUUCACAGAUAAUGCACUCUUGUGGAGGUUCCGUGGUAACGUGGCCAUUGUGUACCUGCAGUGAGUAAUGGUAGUGACGUAAAGACAGAACACAGGUUCUCUUUUUCCAUCUCCUGUCUUUUGGGCUCUAUUGCUCUAAUAGGCAUGCCAGCUUUUGGGUUUCAUGUGAACAACUUGGCCUCUUGAGUUUUGCCUUCUGUUAUGGUCGAGCACAUAUCAAUAUCUGUUUGUGUGUACAGUCCGUGAUCCGUAUCGCAUUAUGUACAAAUGCACCUAAGCCUUUGCUGUACAUAGAGAUCCCACAGGCUGAGAAUUCAAUAUGAAGUUAUCUUAUUUGUAUGAUGCAUGUUACCUAGCAACAGCCCCUUAAUUUAUUUUUUUUUUUCAUUUGCCUUACCAAUUCUGAGUGCAGAAAUUCUUUGGUCAUCCCAGCAAACUGGUUUGGAAUUGAAAAAAGAGCAAAAACCAAAAAAAGAAAAAACAUGGCAGAAAUCAAUUACACCAAAGUAGAAUAAAUAAUGUCUCAUGCUGUGUCCUCUACUUUCCUCCUUCACCAUUCUGUUUCAGCUAAAUAAUGCAGAUGCUACCUUUCAUCCACUAAGUACUUGAGACAGAAUCCACGGUUCCUAAUUUACAUGGGAAUUAUCUAAAUCUACAAAAGCACUCUUUGAAAUUCAGAUACCCCAACAACUGGAUGGAAUGUUUUCCUUCCUGCAUUAAGCAUAUUUGCUUAAGCAUAUUUGCAUUAAAUAUAUUUACCAUUAUUUUCCCUUUCUAUUUAAAAAUGCUGAUCUUAAAAGCACUGCAAAAGUAUUCCUCAUCACGCUAUAUCUGUGUGUAUGGAAAGCUAGUAAAGAUAACUUCACUAGGUCUGUUUCCUACCAUUGAAAAUGUUUGGCAGUAUCACACACUAUGUUGUGUUUUGGAGUUUAUAAGUACUGAUAGAGGUCAUGUUUAUCUGGCAAAUUUGUCAAAUUGGCAAUAAGUUGUUCUAUUAAUGUCUCAACUGAAUCAGCUACUGUUUCUAAUAGAGAACUGUCCAAACCACUUAAAAUACAUGUUUGCUAUAGUAUAAUGUCUAUUAGAAUUUUUAAAAUUGGCUGUGGUUUGGGUUGAUUUCCUGGUGUGACAAAAUAUUACCUCUUGUUAGGACCUAGACCAACAGAAAGAGUCAUGGCAAUCUUGGUUUUUUUUAAAGGAAAUGUGGUCUUUCUUAGCAUUUACCAGGUACAAAUUCAUGAAUGUAAAUAUUUUGUAGAAAAAAGACUUGUACCUGCAUUUCCAAAGUCAAAUUCACCAAAAGAACUUUGGAGCUUCAUUUGAAUUUCAUGGCUCAAAGACAUGUGGAGAUUUAAUUGUUCAAAGUUCUGACUCAAAAUCACAAUAGAUUAAGACAUCUAGGUUUGUAAGUAAUCUGACUCAUUAAGUUAAAUUAUCAAAAUUCAUUCCUCCUUCCAUUCUUAUCCUGCUAAAACUGAUCUUGCCCAAACGACUGUAUAAAAAGCUUAACAGAUCUCUCCUUUCCUAGAAUUUUGAGGUUUUAUAUUCCUGGAAUUUCAUUUUUCUUUAUAAUAAUUCCAGCUGCUUUUCCCUCCUAUGUCUAGUAAAGGUAAAAGCACUGUUUGAAGUUGUAACAGCAUUUCUAAUGUAUUAUGAAAAGAUGCCUGAAAGGUAUACAGUGAGUGCGAAAAAUAGUUGACAUAGCAUGAUACUCAUCAGAGAUGUUGUAUAUUUUAUUACAGCAUGACAAAUUCCAUUGCUAUGAUUAAUCUAUGAAUUUUGCAUGAUUUUACAACAUUCUAGUGUUAUGGUUCAACUCAUGGAAGUAAUUUUUUUUCUAUAAGUGACCAUUAGAGAAAUGAAAUACUGAUUUUUUAACCUGGCUUAUAUGAUCAAGCAUAUUAACUUGGAGGGGAUAUGCAGAAUGGAAUUCGUAUUUUUAUGUGACACAGAUUUCUUUCCUGUGUUUAAACUUGAAACAGUGUGAUCAGUUUGCUGUGACUGCACUUAGAGCAUUUAUUUUUAAAAUUGUAGGAGUAAGUAGCAAAAAAGCACUAUUCAUGUUAGAAAAUAGAGAUUGUUAGAUGCUCAAAUCAAUCAUGACCCUCUUGAAAUAAUGCAUUUGCCUCAAACACUGUGAUAUUGGACCAGGUCUGUGAAGUGGAACAAUUAAUUUAUUCAUUCUAAACACAGAAAAGGCUUUCUGCACACUACUAUAAGGAAGUUCAUGUUAAAACUUUAAGUUAUAUAUCCCAAUCUAGCAAAGGCACAUCAUAACUUUUGUUUGCUUUCUGACCAAAAACUGUGCUCGAUUGUAAUACGGGUGUAUACUCUGUCAAAUAAACCUAAAAUAACGGACUGCUUUCUAGGAUAGAUCAAACUGAUUUGUAGAGUAGUUUCAUAAAUAUUCCAAAUUCAGGUUGGGCUGUUAUGUGGAGAAGAAAGAACUUCAAGGUAACAACAUUCAACUUUACUACAUUUAGUGAGCUGAAAAUUUUGUUUUAUAUAUAUAUAUAUUUACACACACACAUAUAUAUAUAUAUGAUACAUAUAAACUAUCUUUGUAAAAAAUAUGCAAGUGCAAUAAUUUAAAGAGGUCUUAACUUUGCAUUUAUAAAUUAUAAAUACUGUACAUGGUGUGUAAUUUUUUUCAUGUAUUCAUUUGCAGUCUUUGUAUUUAAAAAACAAACCUAAACCUUUACUAUUACGUUUGUACAAUAGAACAGUAAGCAUUUAUUAUGAUAUAGUUAAGUUGUAAAUAAAUUCACAAACCAAACAGCCAGUACAUAUGCAUAUAUGGGUGUCCUAUUGUGAAACCUGUUUUUGCUUUUACUGCUGGCUUUAGCACAGCAAGACGACUUCUGUGGAUAUGUAAUUAUACAUAUAAAUAUAUGUAUGAUACAUAAAAUAUAUUUAGAAAUGUUCAUAAUUUUAAUGGAUAUAUCUAUACAUAUACUUUGGUGUGAAUAUUACUGAAUACAGAGUUUUUUAAUAUUA
Catharus ustulatus (Swainson's thrush) is the source of this 8101-nucleotide messenger RNA. It is a transcript of the gene PDE10A, whose product is annotated as phosphodiesterase 10A. The transcript is spliced from 22 exons. The coding region runs from base 423 to 3605 and encodes 1060 amino acids. The record is from RefSeq and is a predicted model, not a curated record. Gene Ontology annotation, biological process: signal transduction; negative regulation of receptor guanylyl cyclase signaling pathway. Gene Ontology annotation, molecular function: protein binding; 3',5'-cGMP-stimulated cyclic-nucleotide phosphodiesterase activity. NCBI's taxonomy places the organism in Eukaryota, Metazoa, Chordata, Aves, Passeriformes, Turdidae.